This is a messenger RNA of Hemisphaericaspora subhashii, 1584 nucleotides long. It is a transcript of the gene ZCF21, whose product is annotated as Zcf21p. The transcript has a single exon. The coding region runs from base 1 to 1584 and encodes 527 amino acids. Gene Ontology annotation, biological process: regulation of transcription by RNA polymerase II. The record is from RefSeq and is a predicted model, not a curated record. Gene Ontology annotation, molecular function: DNA-binding transcription activator activity, RNA polymerase II-specific; zinc ion binding. Lineage: Eukaryota; Fungi; Ascomycota; Pichiomycetes; Serinales; Debaryomycetaceae.
AUGAUGGACAUAUAUCACAAAGCUUUAAAGAAUCCAGACCCCCCCAAAAAGUCUGACAAACCAAAAGAUCCAGAUCCAAUACCAUUGACAGGACAACAGCAGUACUCAAUAAGUAAUAUAUACCCCUCCCAACAACCCCCACAACAAUUGGCUCAAACAACAGCUUAUACUACAGCGGCACGUCCACCCUUACCUCCAAUAAGUCAGUCAAUUCCUACAUCCAUUCUCAUAGAUAAAUCUUCUUCCUCACCUCCAGAAUUAAAAGACAAUAAUAUUUCAAAGAAAAAGAAGAAUUCCAGAAGAAAACAUAGAAAUUCUCAUUUGGGUUGUGGAACCUGUAAGCGUAGAAGGAUUAAAUGUGAUGAAACUUUACCGGCAUGUUUAAAUUGUUUAAAGGGGAAACUACAUUGUGCAUACCUUAACCUAGAUGGAAGUGCAAGAAAUGCGCUUCGGAUGGCACAAUAUAACCAAAAUUUACGACAAGAAAAAUUUGAUGUCUAUAAACAAGAUGAUGAAACUAAUAAUGUCACUAUAUCCAAUACAAAUACGAUGAACCCUGGAAAUCCCCCGGCACCAACAAUCGCACAACAGCAGCAACAACAACUGCAACUGCAACUGCCAAAUGUAUUCCCGUUAAAUCCUAUAAUAUCAAAUCAAGGAAAUACGCAAUUUAUUGCAGCACAAGCUUCGACGGCUGGCACAACCCUUCAGUCUGUUCCACCACCAGGAAUGCCGCUCAAUACUGCAACUGCGCCACAGGCUCCACCAACUGGCGGGGCUACUGCUCCAUCAGGAAUAGUGCAGUCCCCUUAUGGACCACUAGUGCCACUCCUCACUAACUCUGGCUCGGUGGUAUACGCUCCAACUUCCGGCUUUGCUCCAUCUGGACAUACAAUGCCCAUACAGAUCGUAGCUACAUUGCCAACUCAAUCUCAACUUAUGUCGGGCCCACCUCAAUUAGCUACCACAUCUAUGCAACCCAUGAUGCCUGGGGCAACACAAGAACAAUACCAACAGCAGUUACAACAACAACAGCAGCAACAGCAGCAGCAAAGUGAGCAACAACAACAUGAGCAUAGACAACAAUAUCAACAACAAUUGCAACCAUCACCACCGCAACAACUUCAAUCUCAACAACAGCAUCCUUCAUUAGUACCCAUAACAUCAACGGCUGCAUCUACUGCCGCAAUGGCAUCCCAAUCAAUCCCAGUCAAACUGGAAGAACAAUCCAGUUCUCUUCUUCCUCCCAUCCCAUCAAAUUCAUCGAGUAUUUCCUCAAAUACGGAAUUAAAACUCCCACCAUUAAAAUCGGCUCAGUCUUCAUAUACCGACUUAAAGAACUUUACCAAUAAUAAUGAGACCUCCCCGGAUAGAUCGCCACUCUUGCCUAGCUUAUCGGCACAAUUUAGACCAGAGGCGGAAGUUAGAGAUAUGGAACCUAGUGUGGUUAAGUUGCCCAGUAUUUCGAAUUUGUCUAAGGAUGUCUCGACUUCGCCUAGGACGUCUGGAGUGGCUGGUGUUGCUGGGAAUGGUGGUGCAGCAACAAGUCAGGAGAAGGUGCCUAUAUCGAAAUUGAUUUCAUAA